Molecule: messenger RNA, 3683 nt
Organism: Esox lucius (northern pike)
Lineage: Eukaryota; Metazoa; Chordata; Actinopteri; Esociformes; Esocidae
Product: Krueppel-like factor 15
Exons: 3
Coding region: 1248-2510 (420 amino acids)
Biological process (GO): regulation of transcription by RNA polymerase II
Molecular function (GO): DNA-binding transcription factor activity, RNA polymerase II-specific; RNA polymerase II cis-regulatory region sequence-specific DNA binding
Source: RefSeq, a predicted model, not a curated record
AUGCCAACAUGGAACCGUGGCAAGGACGCGAGGGGUUUUUGCAACAAUAACACGACGGAGAAAAACUUUGAGGAUGGUGCAUUUCGAAAUCUGAAUGUAUUUCGUGCUCAUCGAUGGUAAGUGAUGAUAUUUGCUGUUUCUGUUUGGGCGAUGGUUCUAGUUACACUAUUGGCCACACGUUCCAAAAUUUGAGCCUUGAAUUCCCGUCUAACCUUUUGCUGUGGUGGCUUACCAUGCGUGUCGCCUAUCCAUGGGCUAAGGUUAAAAGCAUUUAAGUUGUAAAUCAUUCUUUUUGGUGAAAACGACGAUGUUAUUAUGCAUUUAUUACAACCAUGCCGCAUGUUUUGCACACGAAACACCUAGGCGUCAUGUUUGGGCGGUGUUUACACUGUACGUGUCAUCAUUAAUUAUUAUAUUGUAUAAUCCAUGCACUUCUUGACCCCAUUUGAAUUGUUUUGUGCUAUCAUUUGUAAAAGGUCCGGUUUCAGUUUCACUUCCAUGCUAACAGAAUGAUGCUGCACUUUUAUUUUAAACGUAGCCUACUAAAAAACUAUUAUUGCACAGGCCCCCCAUACUUCUGAAUUUAUCCUUGGUGUUCUGAAUGGGAUAUAAGAUUAUGUCUUAACAUAUAUGUGUUAAUGUGUCAAGGGAGGUAACCUCCAACCUGGCCAGUUGAUUUCAGCAAAUUAUAUUAAUAAAUGACAGGCACCCCAGAAUCUCCAGUGAAUUGAAUAGACGACAACGGACUCCACUGUAUGUGCUGGGCACUCAGCGCCACAGACCACUCUUCAACUGCACGUAAACACAUACAAAAUAUAUACACAAGUUUAUCUCACUCUGGGAUGUACUGGCCUUCUGAAAGUAUCCAGACCCCUUUACUUUCUCCACAUUCUGUUGUGUUAUACAUGUCAGUUUUAGUUAAUUUACAAAAAAGAAAAAGUUAAUCAACACACAAUACCCCAUAAUAAAGAAACAACACGUUUUCUGAAAUCUGUGCUAAUGUAUUGGCCUACCGUGAAGCAUUGUGGUGGGAGCUUUAAACUAUGGGGGAGCUUUUCCACGGCAACAAAUGAGAGACUGAAGGAAGGAUUGAAGGAAGGAUGAACAGAGCAAAAUUCAGCGAGGUCCUUGAAUAAAACCUGAUCCAGAGCACACAGGACCUCAGAUUGGGGAGAAGGUUUCUCUGCAGGUGUAAAAGGAAGCGUAAUUCCCUGCUGACAUUUCUCUUGUGUACUUGGACUGUAUCAAUGGUAUCGUUAAGCAACAGAGCAUUGUCAUCUGAAAAUGAUUUCUUCAGAGACAGUGCUAGCUUGGUCUCCGUGGGGCUCGUGGAGGGCAGUGAUGGUGGGAGUGAAGGGGGCAGCUUUAGCUCGUGUUACAGCCCGGAGAUCAGGGACAUAGGGGCUCGGCUCAGCCUCAGCCCAGGAGUGGAGGAAGAGGAGGAGGAGGAAGAGGAAGGGGGCAGCUUCCCGUUCUGUCAGAACCCUGUGGAGAUGGAAUGGGAGCGGCCAGAAGAUGGCAUGCCGCAGGACCCUGGGCUCCCUGACUUCAGCCCCGGCCUGACCUCAACCUUUUCUCCCACCCUGGAGGACAUUGAGGAGUUCCUCAGGGAGAAGAUGGAACUUGUGAGAGAAGGGGUUCUUUUCUCUAGCAAACCCAUGGAAGAGUCUGCUCCAUCUCCUUCCUGCCCCGUGGAAGAGCCUGCUCCCUCCCCUUCCAGUUCCAUGGAAAAGUCCUGCUCCCCCCCAGGGGGAGACUUUAGCCCAGGCACUAGUGCUGACCUGUCAACCCCCACCACGCAAAACCCCAACACCUCUCACAACCCUUGCCCAGUUGCCCAGUGUCCCUCCUCGUCCCACUCAGUACUCCUUGGAGCACCCCUGUUUUUCCAGAUCCAGUCCCUCCCUCUUGCCCAACCGCUUCCUCAGACAGGCUCUCCAGCUGGGUCGCCCAGUGGGCUGAGGUUGGCCCACCUGGUUCUCGGGUUCCAAGGAGGACAGAACUUUACCCUGGUGCCCACCUCCCCAGCCACGCUUCUCAACAUACCCAGCACAGAUGCCGGAGCUCCAGACCAGAAGUAUGUAAAGAUCGCCCCCCUUCCUAUCACUGUGAGGGUUUCUGGGGCAACGGUGGUUGGGGGUCACAUUGCAGGUGCUGUGGUGAAAGCUGUGGCCCCUCUUAGAGUAAACAGACCUUCUUCUACAGAGACACUAAGGGUGCACAAAUGUUCUCAUCCGGGCUGUGAAAAGAUGUACACCAAGAGCAGCCAUUUGAAGGCCCACUUCCGCAGACACACCGGAGAGAAGCCGUACACCUGCAGCUGGCCUGAUUGUGGCUGGAGGUUCUCUCGUUCUGACGAGCUGUCCCGUCACCGGCGCUCCCACUCAGGGGUCAAGCCCUAUGUGUGCUGUCUUUGCGAUAAAAAGUUUGCCCGCAGCGACCACCUCUCAAAACACACCAAGGUUCACCGCACUCCCCGGCCUGGCAGAAUCCUGAGAGCCACCGUCUGAGACAGUGUCAUCACACAGCAAACCCAGCUCAGGCCAGUGGUCAUACUGAUGGCACCCCUUAACCCGUCGCAGCCCCCUGACUGGGCUGACAGAACUGUAAUAACCCCGCCUCCAGGAUACAGAGCAGCUUGGUGCUCCAUCUUCUGGUGGUGCCUGUGUAGCCUAACGCAGCUCAGUCCAAAUCUCAACCACAACCAGGGUUUGUCUGAGUUAUCCGCCCAGUCGGCUGCAGGGAAGCUCUGUCAGGGAGUCAGGAUUUUCAUCAGGAGUCUACAGAAGAAGACUUCGGACAAAAUGUACUGACUCAUUCAGACCCGCUGUUCUCUGCUCUCCUCCCUCCUGCAGCGGAGCAAAUGUGGGCACGUCCUGAUACUGCUCAGAGGUUAUGGCAAUCUCAGGGAUGUGAUUGUUCUGCUUAAAGGAGAAGUUCACAAUAUUUUAACUAAAUCUGUAUUUGAAUUAGUAUAAAGGUUGCUUUUUUGCUAUUCUACAUGCUGGUUCAGCAUUGCCAGGGGCAGUUACAUCCAAAUACAGGCUUUUCGGAAAACCAAUGCAGUAAAAAAAAAAAACAACAAUUUUGUCCUUGUUCUCCCAGAUCGGCCCCCUUCUGUCUUCACAAUUGUAUGAUAUCCUAUUUUAUCUACGGACCUGUCUGGUUGCCACAGCUCCCAUCGGGGAUGUUUUGGGGAAUAUUGAAGACUGCUGAUAGCCUUCCUACUAGACAUCUGAAUCUAGCCAUUCCAUGUGGGUCAAGGCAUGAGAGUGUAUGGUCACAGAACCGGAAAUCUCUGUUCGAUUUUGGAGGCAAGCAACUUUAAAAGAGUGUGGUGAUAUCUGGGAAUCCCUGUUAAUGUUCUUCCGAGCUAAAAUGCAAAAAGAAAAUGUAAACCUGGAAAUGCUGUUCAAUUUGCAUUGCUCAUCACUCAUCAUCUAGAGGCACAUUCAGGGUUCAAACCUAGACUAUGGUGGUCAGCUUGGUGCUAUGAAAAAAGUGCCUUAGACUGCUGUACCAUCUGGAAUACAUUAUUAUCUCAGCAUUGUGAUGCCUUUGAAUCAGACAAAAUGCAGUCUGAUGUUUCAGAUGAAGUUAAAAAUACACUCGCCUAAAGGAUUAUUAGGAACACCUGUUCAAUUUCUCAUUAAUGCAAUUAUCUAAUCAACCAAUCACAUGGC